AUGACUCCAGAACUUCUACAGGAUGGCCCAGAAAGCGAUCCGGGAAUUAACCAACGAGCCAUAAUGCAGCUUUUUGAAGCUGCAGAUGGACGAAAUAAAGAUAUAGAAUAUGAGAUCAACGUUUCCAUGAUGGAAAUCUAUAACGAGAAGAUCAAGCAUCUGAAAGCAAAUUUGGAUGUGCAGAAGCAAUAUGGGGGACCCCUUUUAAGAGAUCUCCUUGGAACGUCAAGUUCGCCACUGGCGAUCAGAUUGGGCGAAGAUGGUCAUCUGUCAAUUCCCGGUCUACGAGAAGUUCGCGUCACUUCAGUUGAUCACGUUAUAGAGGUGCUGCGAGAGGGAAGGAAAAACAAGGCGGUGGCAUCCACAGAAGCUAAUGCUUGCUCGAGCAGAUCUCAUGUAAUCGUUCGUGUUAUUGUUUCAGCCAAAAACAUAAUCACCGGCACAACGUCAAUCGGUAAACCACGCCGUUUGAACCUCGUGGAUCUGGCUGGAUCUGAACGAGUAUCUCAAACCAAUGCCACAGGACAACUCCUCAGAGAGGCACAAGCAAUUAAUAACUUUACAUCUCUUCAACUUCUUAGGGUCAAAGUUAAAUGUAUCUUUUCUAGGUCUCUCUCUGAACUCGGUAAUGUUGUCUUUGCCCUACGACAAAAUCAGAAACAUAUCCCAUUCCGAAACUGCCAACUCACACGUAUCUUAGAAGAUAGUCUAAAUGGUGACAGCAAGACACUGGUGAUUGUGCAUCUGUCACCAGACGCCGCUCACAGUAAUGAAAGUGCCAGCAGUAUAAGUUUUGCUGAAAAGAUCGGUCAUGUGCAGACUAAGCUACGAAGAGACACUGCCAUUAGAAGAAGUGGAACGAGUGGAAGGUGAGA
This is a messenger RNA of Strongylus vulgaris, 875 nucleotides long. NCBI's taxonomy places the organism in Eukaryota, Metazoa, Nematoda, Chromadorea, Rhabditida, Strongylidae. The record is from the annotation of a GenBank genome assembly.